Molecule: messenger RNA, 1217 nt
Organism: Babjeviella inositovora NRRL Y-12698
Lineage: Eukaryota; Fungi; Ascomycota; Pichiomycetes; Serinales
Gene: PCL1
Product: Pcl1p
Exons: 1
Coding region: 38-1081 (347 amino acids)
Biological process (GO): regulation of cyclin-dependent protein serine/threonine kinase activity
Cellular component (GO): cyclin-dependent protein kinase holoenzyme complex; nucleus
Molecular function (GO): cyclin-dependent protein serine/threonine kinase regulator activity; protein kinase binding
Source: RefSeq, a predicted model, not a curated record
UUACAAUACAUCCAUUCCUUUAAAUCAAACUCUCGCCAUGUCCGACUCCAAAGCCUUAAAGGUGUUUAUCCAACAGCCGGUAAACAAACAGAUGAUUGAAGCCUUGGUGGUGGCUACUCUUACCGUGCUCCCAUGUCAAGGUGAAUUUCAGAAAUCCGCCUACCCCUCUCCCCCAGCCUCUCCUUCAGGACAGAGAAACCUUCCCUCCUUACACACUUUUAUUACCAAGUUGGUGAAGGAAACUCACGUUUACACCGGUACAUUGAUGGCCACUCUUGUCUACUUAGGAAGAUUAAGAACCUUGUUGCCAGCCAAUGCUGAGGGUUUGCCGUGUACCAGACACCGUAUCUUCUUGGCCUGUUUGGUUUUGUCUGCCAAAUUCCACAAUGACUCCUCUCCAAAGAACAAGCACUGGGCCAAAUAUACAGGCUUGUUUGAGGUUUCUGAUAUUAACUUGAUGGAAAGACAGCUAUUGUAUCUCUUGAAUUGGGACUUGAGAGUGCAAGACAAUGAGUUGUACUUCCACUUGAAAGAAUUCUUGGACCCGAUCAGACAAGACAUGUCUCAGGCAAAGCGCUUGAAGAAGUCAGUUUACAAGCCGCAAAAGCAAGUUCAAAAGUUAGAGCAACCAGCUAGCCAUUUGUUACCUCCUGUUGUCAUUCAACCUGCUCUCCAAAAGCACGCCUUCUCCCCAUCUAUGGCCAUUACUCCUGUUGUUUGCUGUAUGGAGACGUAUCCCCUCUCCUCGCAAGCGUAUUAUGCUCUCGAUUUUACUCCACAAGGUGUCAGCCACCAUUAUGCCACGAUUUCAUCCGCUUCCCAGUGUCUCGGUUCUGAGUUUUCCUGUGCUUCUCUGAGAUCCUCUAUCUCGUCCGUCUCCUCCAUCGAGGAAGAAGAAGCCUUUAUGGCUUCUCAACUCUACGCCUAUCAACCACAGCAUGGCGACUUGCACGCUGGACAGGUGUAUUCAAAGCCUGGUUAUUGUCAAGACCCGCAGUAUUACCAGUACCAGCCGCAAUACUAUAACACGAGUCUCCCAACUAUGCUUAAUGCCACUCCCAUUCACUCUGGCUAUUUUUAAACUUGCAUGAAGUUUUAUCUUUAUUGCCCGAACGCCUUUAGCGUUCUCAUUCUCUUGCAUCUCUUUUUGUUUACUUUGGAUAUAAUACGGUUAUUUUGCAGUGCAUUUUCUUAUAUAUUACAUGGGAAAUUUUAAU